Molecule: messenger RNA, 1182 nt
Organism: Cercopithifilaria johnstoni
Lineage: Eukaryota; Metazoa; Nematoda; Chromadorea; Rhabditida; Onchocercidae
Source: the annotation of a GenBank genome assembly
AUGCCAAAAUAUACGGAAUAUUAUGAUGGAAAAAUGUUCAAUUCGUGUUCGAUCGAUAGAUGUACCACUGGUUCGGAAUAUAAUACUCUUACGGGGUUGCGAUACAUUGCGAUAUAUUGUAAAUCGCUUUUUCGGGAUAUAUUUAUGCCUCGAGGUUACCCGCAAAGUGUUUCUACAGACUAUUUAAACUAUCAAAUAUGGGAUACUGUUCAAGCUUUUGCUAGUUCUAUGAAUUCAGCUUUGGCUACGGAAGCAAUAUUGCGCGGUAUGGGCGUUGGAAAUAAGACUGCAUCAACGGUAGCAGCAGCAAUUGCGUGGUUACUAAAAGAUGGCAUUGGGAUGCUUGCACGAAUUUUGUUUGCAUGGCUUUAUAGUCCGUAUUUAGAUGCUGAUUGUAAGCAAUGGCGGUUAAUUGCUGAUUGUUUCAACGAUUUAGCAUUUUUCUUGGAUUUAAUUACGCCAAUUUUCCCGGAUCUUUUAACGCCUAUCAUAUGUUUAUCAUCGAUGGUACGUGCUGUUGUUGGCGUUGCAGGUGGUGCUACACGCACUACAGUUGUAAAUCAUCAGGCCAUAUCGGAUAAUGUAGGAGAUGUUGUGGCGAAAGACGGUUCGCAAGAGACAAUGAUCAAUGUUUGCGCCCUUCUCUGUAGCCUGCUAUUGCUUCCUAUUGUUAGCGAAAAUGUCGUUUCUGUUUGGUUGCUAUUCUGCCUUUUUACAUUCAUUCACUUAUAUGGCAAUUAUCAUGCUGUUAAAUCACUGCAAUUCAACACUCUGAACCAAUCACUGCUUCAAAUUACUGUGAAGAAUUAUACAGAAACGGGAAAAACUGGUACUGUCAGUGAAGUGAACAAUAAAGAACCGAUGCUGUAUUGGAGUUCAUCACGGCGUUACUAUGGAUUUCGUUUAUCUGGUGUAUUAAUGUCGAAUAAACUUUCAUUUAUAUGUUCAAAAUUUACUGUUAUCUGUGAUUUGAGGAAUAAUUACGGUUAUGUAUCAAUGAAUAGUGUAUCCGACACAUCUGAUCAACUUCGGGCUGCACUCUGCUUGGAGUUAAUAUUGAUCAUGAGGGCGCUUCCCUCAUUAACAGAACUUAACGAAUUUAUUGAGGAACUAAAGAUAGGAGGUUGGCUGAUUAACAAGCAUCGACUUGUAUUCGACCGCUGGACCUACUCUGAGAAGUAA